AUGAAGGCUCAUAGUUUGCUCCUAACAAUAUUUCUUGGGGUUCUCUUAUUUUGUCAUAGCUUCUCAGAAGCUAGCUGUCCAUGGUAUAACAAGAUAAUUAAAGGUCUUUUCUGCUGGAAGGCAAAUGGAUUACUUUGGUGGAAAGCAAAUAGCUGGCAGGAGUGUAGAGCUAGGUGUGUAAGUGGCAUAUAUACUAUAGUUAUUCCUUGUGAACACUGGACAUGGGAUAGUAAUGGAGGGAUGUGCACCCUCCAAAAUGGUGAUACCCACUGCAUUGAAGAUGCAUAUGGGGUAGUUGCAGGUGAUAAUAGUGUUUCACCUACUGGCUCCUGUUCUACUACAUGUACCGUGGGGGAAUGGAGUUCUUGGUCCAGUACUUGCAUUCCCAAUGUUUAUGGUGGUAUUACUUAUAGAAAUCGUUCUAUAAUUCAACACCCUUUGUACCCAUUAGAACAAUGUCCACAUUUAUACGAACUUGUGAAUUGUAGCCCUUCAAAUUGGGGUGGUUUGUCGCCAGAUUCCUUAUCUUCUGAAAAUAGUGCUCUACCUUAUGUAGAAUCAGGAGCAGUGGCUCAAAACGCCAUUAAUGCUAAUUUUCCUAAUUCAGCUUGUCCCAUGUUUGAUAUUGGCCUUUUAGGUUGGGGAUGUAGCUUUGAUCAGAAUAAAGACUUUGGAAAUACUGUAGUUACAUUAGCUUAUAGUUGGUUAGAAUGUUUAAAUUCCUGUAAAUUAAGUGAUUGUUCAUAUUUCAGCUCCCAAACAAAUGAUAAUGGAACAUCUACCUGUUAUCUAGUAUAUGGUGAUGUUGGUUGCUAUUUCCAUGCUCUUGGAUGGGUUAGUGGCUCUACAAAUACCCUUAUGUCAGAUUCUAAUAAUAUGAAUAACUACGAAGAAUGUAGUAUAAAUUGUGUCUUAGGACAAUGGACACCAUGGUCUGGAUGCAACAAUGCAUUAUGUGAGCAAGGUCGAGGCUAUAGCCAUAGAACACGUCAAAUACUGACUUUACCGCGUGGUAGUGGGGCACCAUGUGGCCCUACAAUUGAGACUAAAGAGUGCAGCUCAAAUAUAUUUACAUGCAAUACCCAGAAUUGCAUUGUUGGGGAAUGGGGGAGUUGGUCUCCUUGUACUAGUUAUGCUGGAGGAACACAAAUUAGGAAUAGAGCUAUUCAAGUACCACCUAAUAUUGGAGGAAAAAUAUGUCAAUCAAUAUUCCAACUAUCAAGUGAUAAUUGUAACUCUGAAUCUCAAAAUCAAUGUGGUGAGAGUCAAUGGUCCGAAUGGAGUAUUUGUUCAAAAACUUGUGGAUCAGGGAUUCAAAAGAGGACACGAACAAAUGCUCCAAUAUCUUGCCCCCCAGUCCAGUAUACAUCUUGUAACACCCAAGAGUGUGAGGAGCUACCAAUUUAUGAUCCAUAUAAUAGCCAUAGGGUUUUCCCACAAUUUAGCCCAAGUCAAAUUAAUGCUCAAUUCAAUAGGAUCUGCCUAAUUAGUGAAUAUAUAAAUACAGAUGAAGAACUUUCAAUUCUCUACAACUUAUAUAACUAG
Molecule: messenger RNA, 1545 nt
Organism: Cryptosporidium muris RN66
Lineage: Eukaryota; Apicomplexa; Conoidasida; Eucoccidiorida; Cryptosporidiidae
Product: thrombospondin type 1 domain-containing protein
Exons: 1
Coding region: 1-1545 (514 amino acids)
Source: RefSeq, a predicted model, not a curated record